Molecule: messenger RNA, 2011 nt
Organism: Salvia miltiorrhiza (redroot sage)
Lineage: Eukaryota; Viridiplantae; Streptophyta; Magnoliopsida; Lamiales; Lamiaceae
Product: receptor homology region, transmembrane domain- and RING domain-containing protein 2-like
Exons: 4
Coding region: 379-1761 (460 amino acids)
Source: RefSeq, a predicted model, not a curated record
UUGGAGGACCAAUUUACAAAAACCACAAAAUUUAUAUAAACUGUUUAAACUAAAUUUUCCUUUUUCUAAUUAUUUCCGAGAGGAUAUUCACGCGAAGAUUAUCACUACAGCACACCCACAAAAAAGACAAAAUCCCCAUAAAUAGCAAAUCGAGCUUUGAUUGGUAGUAUAUAAAAUUCUGUCUCUGAGAGAAAUUUUACCUCAAUUUUAACACGAUUAAUCCCAAAAGCCCUAGAAACUGCAGCAUGGAAGCUGAUGUCUUGAUUUCCCCAUAGUUUGAAACCCCCUUUUUAGAUUAUUGAGCAAGAAGAAGAAAGAGAAGAAGAGGGUUUUACGGGCUUUCUGUAAUAUCGGAUAAAGUUAGGAUUUUUAGGGUUGAUGAAGAUGUCGGAUUUCUGGGUAUUAAUCUGCUGCUUUUUUUGUUUAAUGGGCUCUUUCGCGGCUUACGGCAAUGUGGUUUUGAUAGGCAACAAUGUUACUUUGUCGUUCGAAGACAUUGAAGCUAAUUUUGCUCCGUCUGUUAAAGGAUCCGGGAUAUGUGGGACGCUGUAUGUAGCCGAGCCUUUGGAUGCAUGCUCACCACUGACUAAUAAAGUCGUUCCAGUAGUGAAUAGCACCAAGUCUCCGUUUGUGUUGAUAGUCCGUGGAGGAUGUAGCUUUGAUGAAAAAGUGAGAAGAGCACAAGCUGCAGGGUUUACAGCUGCCAUUGUCUAUGAUAACGAAGAUGGUGAUUUGGUUGCAAUGGCUGGAAAUUCUGCUGGUAUAAAGAUUCACGCUGUGUUCGUUACCAAAGUCUGUGCCCAGACACUUAUGAAAUAUGCCAAUGCUAGUGAUACGGAGGUGUGGAUAGUACCGAGCUUUGAAAACUCGGCAUGGUCUAUAAUGGCUAUCUCUUUCAUUUCUUUGCUCGCCAUGUCCGCGGUGUUGGCUACGUGCUUCUUUGUCCGAAGGCAUCGGAUUAGAAGAGAAUGGCCUCAAGCUCCACGCGUAAGAGAAUUCCACGGGAUGAGCAGCCGUUUGGUGAAGGCCAUGCCGUCCCUAGUGUUUACAGCUGUUCUCGAGGACAACUGCACUUCCGCGACGUGCGCCAUAUGUCUCGAAGAUUACAGCAUGGGCGAGAAGCUACGGAUACUGCCGUGUCGACAUAAGUUCCACGCCAUGUGUGUCGAUGCGUGGCUGACUUCGUGGAGAACAUUCUGCCCGGUAUGCAAGCGUGACGCCAGGACCAGCAACGGCGAACCACCAGCGACUGAAUCCACGCCACUGCUUUCGUCCACUCCAGGUUCCCUUGCUUCCUCUUCACUCUUGUCGUCUUUUAGGUCAUCGCUAGCGUCAUCAUCGGCCAUUCAAAUAGGUCCGUCAUCUUCCCGAACGCCGCCGUUCUCACAGCCUCAGUCCGUCUCCUCGACCCCUUAUAACCCGAAUUCGCUUCUCUCCCAUCACCAAUCCCAUCAUCUGAGUGCUAGCCGGAGCUCGGUCGACCUUCGAAAUAUGUCGUCCCAACGAUCCCUCGGAGCUUAUUUAGUCUCACCCCACUCGUUAGGUUACCCUUCCUUGUCGUCUCUCAACUCCAGAUAUAUGUCCCCUUAUAUCCCGAGUCCGGCCAUCGGCUCCUCGAGCUACCUCGGAUCUUCGAGCCGUCAAGCUAACCCUUUGCAUUACAGCGAGUCGGCCACAACCGAGCCGAGACCGUUGCAUUAUAGCGAGUCAGCCACGAGCUUUUCGCCGUUCGCCUCGGCUCAGUCGCUGCCUGAUUGUUAGUGAAGCUAGUGACUUGCUGGAUUGGCGUGCUCAGAUCUUCAUGCUAAACUUGUAAAUUGCCACAAGUUUGAAAUUAUAUUUGAUAAAUUUUGCUAUAUAAUUUGCUAAGGUUUUUGGUGCUUCUUCAUUUUGUAAAAGCCUGUGCCUUUUUCAAUUAUUUUGAUUUUUUUUUCUUUAUUUGUGGGUUUUGCUGUUGGUUGUAUAUAUUGAGGUUUGUUCCACUUUGUGAGUUAGGGAUUCUCUCGUUCAA